CGCGGGGAGAGCAGCGCCGCGGGCCCCGCGCGCACCGGCCCCGCCGAGCCCGACCCCGGGCGGCCGCGGCUGCUAUGCGGCUUCGCGGCGCACGGCCUGCACUGGGUUUGCGCCGACGCCUGCCAGACACUGACCCAGCUGAGGAUUAGGGACACCAGCUCUGAGCAGGGGACCCUGAAAGCGCCAGCUCUGCAAGGGAAAGGGUGAUGUGCCGUGCUCCAGCUGCUGCCUGCUGAGCCUGAGGAGGAGUUUUGGAGCCUGCCUGGGACAAGCAGCACCCCAAUCCCAACGGGCAGCACCAAGCCUGCGACACACCGUAGCCCUUAAGCCAAGGAGACAUCGGACCAAGCUUGAGAGGGAUCAAGGGCCACAUCCUUCCUUCCUAACCCGGUGUCAACCCCGACGGCACUGCCCUCACCCCCCGGCAGCCCCCUCCAGGGCUGCCUCCCCGUGGCGCUGCCCAGCUUUGGCCCCCAGCCCCGCUGGAGCGCGGCAGCCUGCCGGGCGCUGCCCCCCGGGCACUGCCCCCCGGGUGCAUCGCCCCCCGGCCCCCCGGGGACCCCCCGCCUGCCGGCAGAGCCAUGAAGCUGCAGGCGGUGAUGGAGAACCUGCAGCGGCAGCAGCGCGCGCGGCUGCAGCAGGCGCUGGAAGCGCGGCAGCAGGAGCAGCAGCAGCAGCAGCAGCCACCACCGCGCUGCACGUCCCCUCCAGCACAGCCCUCGGGGCAGCCCCCUGCCAGCAGCCGGGGCCGUGGGCAGGACGCGGCGCCCUCGGAGGAGGGAGCGGAGCCCGAGAGCGCGCACAUGCAGCGGGCACAGAUGGCCGCCCUGGCUGCCAUGCGGGCGGCCGCCGCCGGCCUCAGCCACUCGCCCAGCCCGGGGCUGUCGGAUGAGAGCCAGGCCUCUGAGGAGGAGGAAGAGGAGGAGCGCGGAGAGGAGGAGGAAGAUGGCGGCGGGUACCAGCAGGAGAUGGGCUCCGAGGAGGAGGAGGAUCUAAAGGGCAAAUGGGAUGAAGAUGACUUUGAAGAGGACCUGGGUGAGGAGGAAGAGGAAGAAGAGGAGGAGGAUGAAGAGGAAGACUACGAGGAAGAAGAAGACAUGGGAGAGGAAGGGCUCAGCUCGGCAGAGGCGGUGCGGGCGGGUGCGGGAUCCCUGCUGCUCCGCAAGCCCCCAGCACCCCAGCACUACCGGGGGCCCCCACGGCUGCCAGGGGGGCAGGAGCGGCUGCCCCCCGGGCUGGGCCACGCUCAGCCCCCACCACCAGCACCUGACCAUGGCGACUGGACCUACGAGGAGCAGUUCAAGCAGCUGUACGAGCUGGAUGGUGACCCCAGGAGGAAGGAGUUCCUGGAUGACCUCUUCAGCUUCAUGCAGAAGCGUGGGACCCCCGUGAACCGGAUCCCCAUCAUGGCCAAGCAGGUGCUGGACCUGUACAUGCUGUACACGCUGGUGACCGAGAAGGGGGGUCUGGUGGAGGUCAUCAACAAGAAGCUGUGGAGGGAGAUCACCAAGGGGCUGAGCCUGCCCACCUCCAUCACCAGCGCGGCCUUCACCCUGCGCACCCAGUGCAUGAAGUACCUGUACCCCUACGAGUGUGAGAAGCGUGGGCUGAGCAACCCCAACGAGCUGCAGGCGGCCAUCGACAGCAACCGGCGGGAGGGCCGGCGGCAGGGAUUCGGGGGCUCCCUCUUUGCCUACUCACCCAGUGGCACCCACGGCCUCCUCUCCUCGCCCAAGCUGCCAGUGCCGGCGCUGGGGCUGGCGUCUGCCACCAACGGCGGCGCCAUCACGCCUGGCCAGAAGAUCAAGAAAGAGGAGGACUCUCCCAUCCCCAUCUCCAUGCCCAGCCGGCUCCCGGUGUCCCUGGCCGGGCACCCGGUGGUGGCGGCGCAGGCGGCCGCGGUGCAGGUGGCAGCAGCCGCCCAGGCCGCGGCGCUGGAGCAGCUGCGGGAGAAGCUGGAGUCGGGGGAGCCCCCGGAGAAGAAGCUGGCGCUGGUGACGGACGAGCAGCAGCGGCUGAUGCAGCGGGCGCUGCAGCAGAACCUCCUGGCCAUGACGGCCCAGCUGCCCAUGAGCAUCCGCAUCAACAGCCAGGGCACCCGCUCGCCAGAGAACCGCCAGGACGCCGCUGCCGCCAGCAGCAACGGCACCAACAGCAUCAGCAUGUCCGUGGAGAUCAACGGCAUCGUCUACACAGGUGUGCUGUUCGCCCAGACGCCCGGCCCUUCCUCCUCCUCUUCCUCCUCCUCCUCCUCUGCCUACAGCAAAGGCAACGGCGGCAGCAGCCGGAGCAGCGGCGGCAGCGGGGUGGGGAACAGUGGUGGGAGCGUGCCCCCCGCCCCGGCCAGCCUGGCUGUGCCCCCCAGCUCUACCUCCAACAGCGCUUCUUCGCCUUAAUGGCCCCGAGCCUCAGGGCCCUCGGGGGGCCGGGGUCGCACCGGGGCUCUCCGGGGUCUUCUGGGGUCUCACCGGGGUCUCGCUCGAGGUCUUGCCGGGAUCUCACCAGGGUCUGGCCCGAGGUCUUGCCAGGGUCUCUCUGGGGUUUUGCUCGAGGUCCUGCCUGGGUCUCACUGGGAUCUCACCAAGGGUCUCACCCAAGGUCUUGCCAGGGUCUCCUUGGGUCUCAACAGGAUUUCACUGGGAUCUCACCAGGGUUUCACUGAGAUCUCGCCUGGGGUCUCACCAAGGCUCUCACUCGAAACCUGGGUGAGACUGGGGUUUCACUGGGGUUCCAUUGAGAUCUCACCUGGGUCUCACUGGGGUUUCAUUGAGAUCUCGCCCGGGUCUCACUGUGGUCUCACCACGGGUCUCACCCAAGCUCUUGCCAGGGUCUCUCUGGGGUCUCACCCAAGCUCUUGCCAGGGUCUCAUCAGGAUCUGGCUUGAGGCCUUACCAGGGCCUCUCUGGGGUCUCAACAGGAUUUCACUGGGAUCUCACCAGGAUUUCGCUGAGAUCUCUCCUGGGUCUCACUGGGAUCUCACCAGGGUUUCACUGAGAUCUCUCCUGGGUCCCACCAGCAUCUCACCACGGGUCUCCCCCGAGGUCUUGCCAGGGUUUCUCCGGGGUCUUCUCAGUCUCUCGAUGGACCCUGCCCUUGCUCUCGUGUUGUUGGAUUUUCCUUUUCCAGGCAGAAAAGCUUUAGCCCGGGGGGUUUUGCUGGAGCCGCCGGCUGUCCGGCUGCGCCGCUCCGGGACCGUUUACCUCACUCACAUCACACUUUGCACUGUACAUUUAUUAUUAUUAUUAUUAUAAUUAUUGUUAUUUUUUAAACUCGUGUUACCUCCAGACAGACGCACGGACGCCUGCCGACGCGAGCUCUAGCGAAACCCCCCCGGAAUUCUAAAGGAAAAAAAAAAACCAAAACAAAACCAAAAAUCUUAAAAAAAAAAAAAAAUUGGAAAUAGGGAGAUAUUUUAUUCAUUUCCAUCUUUUUCCCUCCUUUGUUUUGGAAACUCCACUUUCUGCAGGAUUUUAAGAGGUUGUUUUUGAUUGUUUUUUGUUGUAAAUAGCUUCUAUUUUAUUCUCUUAAAAAAAAAGAAAAAAAAAAAUCAAUCUUUUAACAUGCAAAUGAUAUAUAUUAGUCUUCAUCAGGGAAAAUGGGAGCUUGGAAAAAAGUUGGAAUCUCCUUUCUCCUCUCCUUAUCGGUGGUUGGGUCCAGCUCUGCUCCUUCCCCCACCGCCAAAUCCUAAUUUUUAUUCCUCCCCUUGCAUAAAACUACUGUUUAAAGCCACUUUGGGCUUAUUUCCUCCAAAACCAAGCAGGAUCCAGAGGAUGGGGAUGCUCGGAGCUGCAGGACGCUCCGGAGCACACAGACAACCCGAAGGACCUGAGCAUUUUAUUUUAAACCUCAACAAUCUCAGUUUCUUUUAAAUAUUUCCCUCCUCCCCCUCACCCCAUAAAAAAAAAAAAAGAAAAAUUAUUCACCCACAUCUGCGUGAGACACAAUCCAAGCCGAUACCGAAACCCCCGAACCCCCCCCUCGGUAUCUCCGUUCUCAGGUUCCCACCUGGAGCACAGGGUUUUUCCCCCUUCCCCAGGUGCCCCCCAACCCCAACCUUUAUUUUUCAUUUCACUCGGGGAAGCGGCGAUCUCAGGGGAUUUGGGGUUUUUUUGGUGGUUUUUUUCCAGCUGUUUUUUGGUUGUUUUCAGCCAGGUUUGGUUUUUUUUUUUUUUUCCCAUGCUGGAAUCCCCUUGGUGGCUCUUUUGGUGGGGGGGUCUUGGUGGCUCCAUGGACCCAUUUUUGGGGGGGCCUGGGAGGGUCCGUCCAGCUCCUGCUGCUGUUGGGGUCCAGCCCAGCUCCCUUCCAAGGGGGAAUUUUCAUGCCCAGGGCAGGUUUAGAUUUUCUUAGUGAUUUUUUUUUUUUUUUGGCAUUGUACAGUCACUAUUUU
Molecule: messenger RNA, 4387 nt
Organism: Camarhynchus parvulus
Lineage: Eukaryota; Metazoa; Chordata; Aves; Passeriformes; Thraupidae
Gene: ARID3A
Product: AT-rich interaction domain 3A
Biological process (GO): regulation of transcription by RNA polymerase II
Cellular component (GO): nucleus
Molecular function (GO): DNA binding
Source: RefSeq, a predicted model, not a curated record